Molecule: messenger RNA, 2295 nt
Organism: Cetraspora pellucida
Lineage: Eukaryota; Fungi; Glomeromycota; Glomeromycetes; Diversisporales; Gigasporaceae
Source: the annotation of a GenBank genome assembly
AUGUUAACCGAAUAUGGUUUAAACUAUAUCAAUAAUUUUAAAACACCAGAAGCUUGGUUACAAUUUGCAAAGUAUCAUCCACCUAUAUAUAUAUGUAGACGUUUAUUAAUACUAGGAUAUGAUGUUAAUAGAAAGAAUUAUUGGAAAAACUUUGUAUUCCCCAUAAAAAACAAUCUAACUAGAAAUGAAUCCAAAGCUAAUAACUCUGAAUUUGGAGAAUUUUUAAUCCAACAAGCAGUAAAGAAAUGGCUUUAUCAACUAGGUAGACCAUUAAUGAAACAUGCUCAAGAUCGGUUUUAUCAAAAUGCUAAUAAACUUGAAAAUUCGAGUAUUUUAAAAAAUCUUGAUGAUGAAAUCAUCCGAGAUAAAGAAUUUACAGAGCUUAAUACAUGCUCAGAAUGUGAUAAAAAAAUUCUUAUACACAACUACGAACCAUUGACAAUUCUCUUAUGUGGUCAUGUAUACCACAGAUAUUGUGUUGAGAAAUUUUUACUUACGAAAGAAAAUAAAUGUCCUAAUUGUGAUAAGGUCAUUGAGCCUAUAAUAUCAUUAGAAACACCAAUUAAUUCUCUCAAUCUUAGUAGUAAAAAGCAGGGUAGUGAUUCUACAGAAAAAUUCUCUAGUAAAAAAAUUAAGCCAGUUAAUAGGGAUAGUUCACCAACUUUAAAAAAGUUAAUUAAAGAAUUGACUACUCCAAUUGCCAGGCAAAUUUCAUCAGAAAACAUUAUUAUUUUGCAGUCAGAUAUUUCUGAAAUGAACAUAGAUUCAGUUAAUUUUCAUAAAUUAAAUAAAAAGAUUAUCAAAGCUGAAGAUAAUAAUCAAAAAACCAAUCAAGACGUAAUACAUUCAUAUUAUUAUUUCGGAAAAGGAUAUAAUUUAUGGUAUGAUUUUUACAGGCAAUCUAAUAAUGAGGACGCGUCUAAUGCUUUAGUUAAUGAUAAAAUCCGAGAGCAUAUUCCUGAUCAAGAUAAAAUUACUGAGACUAACCUUCGAAAAAGAAAAGAAAGGGCUAAAAAAGUUUUCAACCUUUUUAAUAGUAUUGGUGGUAAAAAAAUAAUAGAUCGUGUUAAAUCUUUUUUUGCAUCAAAUAUUUCAAAUCUAAGUCUAGAUGAUAUUGAUUAUGUAAUAGCAAAGGAACAAUGUCAAAAAAUUUAUAAAGAAGCUUGGACAGGAGAAAAGGAGAAACGACAAGCUAUGGAACAGGAACGUAAUGUUAAUAUAAUUCAAGAGAAUAUAGAAUUUAUAUUAAGCGGAUGUAGAGUUAAGCUAGAAAAUAGUUGCUCAGAAGCUACUAUGGUCGCAUAUACCGAAAUUGUUCAUCAUUUGGAAUGCUUAGAUCUAAUGACAAUUAAACCAGAAGUUCCUUUAGCAUCUGGUAUUAUUGAUCUCUCCAAAAAUGAAGACCCAUUUGUAAAUUUGUUAUCGUCUAGGUCUAAGCAGAUUUUGAUGCACCAUGAGUUUGGCAAUAAUGAAUUUCCGGAAGAAAUUAAAUUCAUAGUGGAUGAUUUCAUAGACAUGUAUAAAGAUCUGAGACCUAACUUUGAUUCUAUGUUAAUGCGACCAAUAGCCUUUCUACGAGAAGAAAUGUCAAUUGAAUCCAGACGUAUACUGAUGGUGGUUUUUGACUUGUUAGAAGGAUUGCAACAUAUUUGGAGUCUGAGACCAUUAUUAAUAGAAGAUGAUUACAGCGAGAACUCAUAUGUAAUUCAUGCUGUAUCAAAGGUUUUAGAUCCAAUCUUCACAUAUUCGAAGUGGUCCCUUAAACGAAAGAAGCCAGAUCUACAAGUUUUGUUAAAGCUUAACACAGUGAAAAAUGAAAUAGUACUUGCUGAGGUUUCACGAUUACUGCCUCAACAAGAUAAAGAAAUUAUCAACUGGAAAAAAUUGGUAUGUAUUUGCAAAGAUUGUUUUAAUGAACGAUAUAACAUUUUUUUUGAUAGGAGGGAUGAUACUACCGAUAUAGCCAGAUCAAUAAAUGUCAAGUUAGGGAAAGUUCCUGUUUUAGGUAUCCAAGUAAUACAAGAUCGUGUAGUCGUUUCUGCAUUAGACUUAUUUGAAGACGAUUUUUAUCGGUUUUUCCGAAUAUGUGAGUUGGUUAUACUAUUACGUAUUUCCUCAUGCCCGAUAGUUGAAGAAUUUUUAAAGAAUGCCCUUAAAAUGAGGUUUGUGAUAGAAAAAAUUAUUGCAAUGUCUGUUGAUAUGAAGGACGAAAUUAGUCUUUUGCUAGUAACUGAAAAUCAGACUCUAUUAACAUUAAUAAUGUUGACAACAUAUUCUCCAUCAAAAAAUUUAUAG